ACUCGAAAAUCGUAUCGAACAACGAAAAAAUUGCUCUAGGACGUCUAGGACGUCUAGGACCUACCCACCCAGCCAGCCACUGACCAUGAUGGAGGAGCUCGACGACCAAUGGGGUGGUUAUGAUCCACCAAUCGGGGAGUCUGAUGGCUCCUCGCUACCCACUAGUCAACCAUUGUCCGCCAUGGCUAGCCUACACCAGGGAUCGGCAGAGGCGAAAUCCGGGUCGGGACUUGUUUCUCGGCGCGAUCCCAGUUCGAUGGCCAAACCUCCGUGCACGGACACGGGCACGGGCACGGGCACGGACACGGAUUUAGACAUUGAGUCAGAGCUCCGGCGAGAGAAGGCUGUCUUGAGAUUUACGGCGGAUUUAGCGGAUUUCGCUCAAGUGGAUUGGCCGACUCAGGAAAGUAAAAUAGAAGAGGACCUGGGUGAUUUGCUGAUUCGCCUCGACGAGUUCCAACAUUUGUUGGCCAUGAGCCAAAAUGACACGGCCACCUGUUUAUUCCAGCAAGUGCCCUCCAUAACUCAAAGUUUCCCCAACGUGGAGCGCAUCUUUCACAAAAUCGACCGAUUGGAGGUGAUGGUGGCCAAAAUCAAGACUAAUAUGGAGAAUAUGGAUAAGCUUUUAACCCAAGCGGAAAAUACCGUGGCAGGUUCCGGUAUUCGAACCUUCAUGCCGAUGCUUUUUGGUGCUGCCCGCCCGCCAGCCGCCGCCUUUAUGCCACCCAUGUCAUCAAAUCCUUCGGAGAUUCGCGUAUUUUCGACCGAUGAAUUCUACCCGAAGAUAAUGAAACCUUAAACUUAAUUUCUACCGCAAAAUGAAGAUGAUUUUGAGCUCACAAAUUCCGAAUAGUUUUCCUUUUUGUUUUUAUCAUUCAUUCAGAAUUAAAUGUUGAAUUAACCUUAA
This is a messenger RNA of Tigriopus californicus, 907 nucleotides long. RefSeq lists its product as uncharacterized. The record is from RefSeq and is a predicted model, not a curated record. Gene Ontology annotation, cellular component: BLOC-1 complex. The transcript is spliced from 4 exons. NCBI's taxonomy places the organism in Eukaryota, Metazoa, Arthropoda, Copepoda, Harpacticoida, Harpacticidae. Bases 86 to 799 code for a protein of 237 amino acids.